UUAUCAGUAUGGAUUUGCGGCCGAACAAAAUAACAUUAUUUGGGACCGCAUCAAAAACAUGGACGCCAGUGAGCCAGACAUCAAGUUUUUCAACUCGAAACCUGGUAACAGCAGUCAGAAUGUAGAGCCCACUGUUGAGGAGCCCAGUCCACAUCGAAGGAUGCCACAGUAUUCCCCGGAGUCUUUAUAUUACGACAUGUCCGGUGAAAAGUACCUUCUCAUUUUCAACCAUUUCAAGUACCAGUGCACUAGAUAUUUCAGAUUUAAGACCCCCAAACCCCGCAACGGUACCGACCAAGACGUGAAAGUUUUAAAGGGUCUAUUCAGCAGCCUAGGGUUCAAAGUUCUCACUUAUAACGACUACACACACGAUCAAAUUAUUAGGACUAUUGGUACAAUUUCCAAGCAAGAUCAUAGCUUGACGUCAUGCCUGGCCGUGGCCAUCAUGACUCAUGGCGACAAGAACGGGGAGCUGUUCGCAGCAGACAGGCCCUACCAGCUGAAAGAUAUCACCAACAUGUUCGAAGGUGGAGACGCUUCACUCGUCAACAAGCCUAAAAUUUUCUUCAUUCAGGCAUGUCGAGGGGAAUUGGCGGAUCCUGGCAGAACGAUCCAGUUCGAUGGAGACGAAGAUAACACACUCCAUGUGCCUACACACAUUGAUUUCCUUGUGGCGUGUUCCACGGUAGAAGAUCACAUAUCUUGGCGAGACAUCGGCGGCUCUUGGUUCUUCCAAGAACUUUGCGAGGUGAUAAGGACCCACCACGAGCAGAUGGAUCUUCUUCACAUGCUCACCCUGGUCACCAGGAAUGUGGCGUUAGGUCAUUCGUCAAACGUGCCAAAAGACGCUAAGUUUGACAAGAAGAAACAGACACCGGAGACGAGAUUUACUUUGACAAAGCUAUUGCGAUUUAGCACUUAUUAGCAUAGUUUAAAAGAAAAAGGGAAGACAAAAUACAUAACAUAACAUACAUCAGAAAAUUACGUACUAGUACAGUCAGCGUCAAAUAGUUCAUGGCCGAAGAGGUCCAAAGUGGCCAAAAAGUUGAUAACACAGCCUUAUUCUUAUUUAAAUGAAAUCAAAUCAAAAAUAUUUUAUUCAAUUUAGACCACAGGUGGCACUUAUGAACGUCAAAAUAUCUAUAUCUAUACUAAUAUUAUAAAUGCGAAAGUAAUUCUGUCUGUCUGCCUGUCUCUCUUUCACGCCUAAACCACUGAACCGAUUUUGAUGAAAUUUGGCAUAGAGAUAAUUUGAGUCCCGGGAAAGGACAUAGGAUAGUUUUUAUCCCGGUUUUUGAAACAGGAACGCGCGUGUUAAAGUUUUUCUGUGACAGACAAAAUUACACGCGGGCGAAGCCGCGAGCGGAAAGCUAGUGGUAGUAAAUAAAAAAAAGGUAGCCCUUAUCAUAUGGGGCACUUUACAUGUCGCCUUAUCUUUUGGGCCCUAUCAUUUAUUGUAACGAAGCUGCGAAGACGUGUUGCGAAAUUUUGGGCUACUUUGGGUGUCCAUCUAUGUAUUUGAUGUUGACUGCACAGUCAAAGAUAAGAUUUAGUUGCAGACUACCUAAUUGUAACAUUUUAUAAAACUAAAAAAAAAAUAUUAAAAUUUUAACUGAAUAUUUUUUUUUGAAAUGCACUGCAGAUUUUUUUACACUUUAAUUAACUGUAGAAACGUGUGACGAGUGACAUUAUGACGUGAUAUUCUCCAACCCUUGAUAUGGGAUUAAAAGUCGUGUCACAUUCUUUCGUAACUCCCGUUACGUCAGGCUUCUUUAGACCCAGAGUCUACUGAGAAGGGCGAUUUUAGUCGGUUGCUGCAGCUAUAAUAUUAUUAUGUUUUUUAACUUAUUAUUAACUGUAUACAGGUGUCCCAAAAAGAGCGUGCGAAACUUAAGAAGAUGAUAGACUACCAUAUUCUAUACAAAAUGUCUAGAAUGUUUGCUCAAUGUUGAUUUAAUCGAUUUCCUCAUAAUGGGAACAUGUAAGACAAAAAUUAAAAUUUCUAAUAUUACAGACUUCUAGAACAGAUGCCUCGAAAACUAUACUAGAUAUAGAAAAACUUGACAUGUCACCGGUAGCAAAUUUAAUAAGCUUUCUUUUUGGUUCAUAACAGUCAUGUCACUAGGACGUAUAGUUUCCGAGGAUUAAGCUAAAAACUGAAAAAUAGUACAUUUAAACCCCCCUCUCCCCACGGACUCAAGGGCUAAGGGCGGGAACCGGGGACUUUUGCUAUGUUUACCUCCUAACUAGUCUAAAUAAAGUCCCGAGGUCAGAAAUUGUGUUCCGCGCAUUUCCCUAUUUAUUGACUGGACUAUGUGUGAACCAGGAACAGUGUAAACUUGAUGGUUUUUUUAAAUGACAUUUUUAUUUUAAAUGAGACAGCAAAUAAGGAAAUAAAAUCCAUCUAACAACUUGCCAGUGUUGCCAGUCAGUACUGAAUAAUGCGGUUGAACAAUGAGCUUGGAUUAUGGUCAAAGUGGCGCAAAAUAAUGUUUUUAUAAUAAACAUUAUUCUUUAAAAUGAUCAUCAUUUUAGCCACAGGACGUCCACGGAUGAACUUAUGGCUCACCCAAUGAUUAUUAUAAUUUACUACAUAAUAUUGUCCGGUUGGUAGGUUUUAUAAGUUCUUUAAUAAGGACGACAAAUUAAAAACUUAGUAUUAAUUGUGACAUAGAUAAUAUGUUUAUCAGUAUACCUACUGUAUAAUCAGAAUUGUAUUAUUUUUAAUUUAUUAAAAACUAAAUUGUAUUACGAAUAAUUGUAACUUAUUUCAAAAUUAAAUAAGUGGGUGUUU
Molecule: messenger RNA, 2794 nt
Organism: Ostrinia nubilalis (European corn borer)
Lineage: Eukaryota; Metazoa; Arthropoda; Insecta; Lepidoptera; Crambidae
Product: caspase-1-like
Exons: 6
Coding region: 59-925 (288 amino acids)
Biological process (GO): proteolysis
Molecular function (GO): cysteine-type endopeptidase activity
Source: RefSeq, a predicted model, not a curated record